AUGUCCGGCUUUGAUAGUAACCCGUUUGCUGAUCCAGAGGCGUCGAAUCCGUUUGCGGAUCCGUCUGUACAACAAGCUACAGGAACAGGUGGUAAUAGAACUGGUGCUCUAGAUGAUUAUAAUCCAUUUGAUCAAGGAAAUCAAACCAGACCUGCUGCUGGUGGAGCUGGUGUUCCUCCUCCCAAGUCAUCCCAGCCUGCAAUCAUGACACCAUCUGAAGACCCCCCUCCACCUUACUCUCAGUCUUCAGCACAGAAAGUUGAUACAAGUGAAUUACAGAGGAGACAAGAGGAACUAGAAAAGAAGGCUGCAGAAUUACAAAGAAAAGAACAAGAUUUGAAAAACAUGCAAGCUGGAAGUAGAGAAAAUAAUUUUCCACCAUUCCCCAAGUGGUUUCCAGUUGGACCCUGUUUUUACCAAGAUUUCAGUGUAGAUAUUCCCUUAGAAUUUCAACGUAUUGUUAAAUUUGUCUACUAUUUAUGGAUGUUCCAUACAGUAGUGUUAUUUCUAAAUCUAUUAGCUUCAUUAGCCUAUUUUAUUGUUGAAUCAUCUGGUGGAACGUGUUUUGGAUUGUCUAUAUUAUGGUUUGUCCUGUUUACUCCUUGCUCAUUUGUCUGUUGGUAUAGACCAUUAUACAAGGCGUUCAGGAGUGAUAGUUCAUUCAACUUUUUCGUGUUCUUUUUUGUUUUUUUCUUUCAAUUCUGUGUAUAUGUUAUACAAUGUUUAGGAUUGACCGAUUUCACAGUAGGGUGGAUAAAUGGAUUAAAAACCAUCGGUACCAGUUCCGGAGCGGGUGCUGUCAUGUUAUUUGUAGCUUUAUUCUUCACAUUGGAAGCUGUAUGCUCUCUUGUGUUACUAAUAAAGGUUCAUCGAAUCUAUAGAAGCACUGGUGCUAGCUUCCAGAAAGCACAGGCUGAGUUUGCUACAGGUGUCAUGAGAAAUGAAGGUGUACAAACAGCCACUGCCCAGGCUGCUGCAGGAGCUGCUAGAGGUGUGGCCCAGCAAUAUGGCACUGGUGGAAAUCGUUAUUAGAAGAUAGAGAAAACUUACUGGAGUAUAUCAUGAGAUAGGGAAAAUCAGUAUUUAGACAGGCGAAUUAUACAAAUCCAAAUCUGUUAUGGAAAUUUUACAUGGAUGCCAAUUUUUUCGUGAUUUUUUUUUCAUGAUUGGAAAAAUUCAAUUAUUGUAAACAGACAGUGUUCGUCUGUCCAAAUACUUUGAUUAUUGAUAAAGAAAGUUGAAGAUUAGUGGUAUAUGAUAUAUGUGAUGAUACGCAAAGUUUAAAAUCUUAAUUUAUUUUGUGCAAAUGUUUAUGCUUUAUUAUUAUUAUAGUUGCUUUUUACAAGAUCACCUAUGUGACUAAGAAAGAUGAGAUGAACUGAUAAAUUUUAAAGCUUAUUUGGGUGGUCUUAAAAAAUAAAACAUUAUGAUUUUUGAAAAAUUCUGUUGUUUGCUAUAGCUAUUAUUUUUCAACCAUAUUCAAUACUUAGUAGCAAGUUGAGGAAACGUUCAUUUCAACAUUUUUUUUUUUUUUUUUUACGUGUGUCCCUCUUAUAUUAUCAUUCCAAUCUGUAUGUUUAUAUGUUGUGAGCAAAUCUUAUGAACUUUUUAUGAUUCAGCCUUUUCUUCUCUUAAACAGAAAAAUGGUAAAUUAAUCUAUGCUUAUUUUUGCUUGUUCGAAACAAACUAAUAAAUAAAUAAAAUUUUGCUCAAUCUAUAUUUCGAAAAUUUACUUUCAUCACAAAAGAAUUCUAGAAAGGGAGGUAACUCUAAAAGCAAAAUCUUUUUGUUUGGUGAUAAUGUAUGCUUUUGUUUGUAUGUUUCCAUGUAAUAUGUCAUAUACAAUAUUCAUUAUCAAAUGAACCAAUACCUGACCAAAGUUACACCAAUUUAAACCUUUAUUUAGCUUUUCCAGACCAUGUACGGGGCAAUAGAAAAGCACCUUCAUAAGAAUGUAGAAUUUAUGAUAUAGGACACUAGCUCUGUUAAACACUUUUUCCAUGUAACUUAGAUUUUUGAUGUACAUGUAUUAAAAGAGAUUCUUAAAUAGUUCUUUAAAUCUAUCCUUCUAUCAUUUACUAUUGUGGUUUAAGUAUUGUGGAUUAUUUCAUUGCAGUUGUGAAGUAGCGAAAUCACUGGCACAGGAAUAUGUAGGUAUAGACUCCAAGAUUAGUGAUCCCAUUCAUCUGUUGGGUACAAAAUCCAUUUGUGAACUCGGCUAAGAAUUAAGUACAGAAGUCUAAAAAUAAAAAUAUUAAAACAGUGGACAAGUGGACUGUUCGAGUCGAUGGUCAGGAUAUGAUGAACUUCUGUUUUAUACCUUGACUACAAUAGCCACCUUCUAGUUUUGUAAAUGUAGUGCAGCUAAUCAGAUCCCUCAAUAAAUUGUCUGUAAAUGAUAAUCCAUAAUGUUAACAGUCUGUCUGUUGAGUGCUCUGAUUGGCUGUAAUCGCUGGCAUACAAUCUGAACAAAUUGCUGCAUUCUGUAAUCCAAGAAAAAUGAUUAUUGUAGUCAAGGUAUAAGAGAAAGUUUAUAGUAUCUAGACAAAUGUGUGUCUGUACAACUACCGAUGUUAGAUUUUGAUUGAAAUAGUCCAGAUAGCAUUGCAUAAAAUUCUGAGUAAUAUUAACUAGCUUCUGUUUUAAUAUUUCUAUAUAUGGCUCUGUUACUAAUUAAUUAACUGUGUUAUUGAAUAUUGAAAUAUAUAAUUAAAAAUAUGCAGAUUAUGAAGUUUCAGUGUGCUUGUGAGUAAUGAAAUUAGUAUAUACAGUGAGAGGGUUUCUAACAAUAACCAUACCUAUUUUAAUUGUAUUAUAUAUUGUUGUUAUUUGUAUUAUAUUCAUUGUAAUUGGACUAAUGAAAUUUGCGGUAUAUAUAGUUAGGGAGACAUCAUUAAUUUCUUGAAUUAACCCACUGAAAAAAAGGAAAUAAAAUAUUUCAUAUUUAAAGGGAAAGGUUCACCAUUUUUUUAAAAGAAAGCGUAAUUCCUAGUUUUUGAGGGUAUUUUUG
Messenger RNA from Lottia gigantea (owl limpet), 3010 nucleotides. RefSeq lists its product as hypothetical. The transcript is spliced from 9 exons. NCBI's taxonomy places the organism in Eukaryota, Metazoa, Mollusca, Gastropoda, Lottiidae. Gene Ontology annotation, cellular component: trans-Golgi network membrane; recycling endosome membrane. The record is from RefSeq and is a predicted model, not a curated record. Bases 1 to 1032 code for a protein of 343 amino acids. Gene Ontology annotation, biological process: protein transport.